UCCGUGAAGGAACUGCCGCACAGCCGCCACCCCUGCGGACGGACAGCUUUCCCGUCGUCUAUCUGUCAGAGCAAUAAACAACUGCGUGCAUGCACGGCCGCCGGAGUAGCCAUUCUGUAAAUACCACGAUAAAACAAGCAACGCAUACCUCUCAAUCGCGGCCUGAUGAAGGAGCUCCGCCCUGACUGACUACGGGAGAUGGGAAUACUCAGUAUAACAGACCAGACCCCCCUGGUUCAGGCCAUCUUUAACCGGAAUGCAGAUGAAGUCAAAGCAUUAUUGCACAAGAAGGAGGAUGUCAAUGUGCUGGACCAAGAACGUCGUACACCUCUGCACGCUGCCUCAUGCCUCGGUGAUGUUUAUAUAAUGGAGCUCCUCAUUAAUUCAGGUGCUUGUGUUAAUGCUAAGGACCACGCAUGGCUGACUCCUCUGCAUAGGGCUGCUGCAUCACGAAAUGAAAAGGCAGUGGAUUUGCUGCUGCGGCAAGGGGCAGAGGUCAACGCACGGGACAAGUCCUGGCUGACAGCCCUGCACGUGGCGGCAGCUGGUCGCGUCGUGCGCUGUGCGGAGGCCCUGUUGCCCCACUUGAGCAGCUUGAACCUGGCUGACAGGAUGGGAAGGACAGCCCUACACCAUGCGGCCCACAGUGGCCAGCUGGAGAUGGUGAAUUUGCUGCUGAACAGAGGGGUUAAUCUCAGUGCCAUUGACAAGAAGGACAGACAGGCACUUCACUGGGCAGCUUACAUGGGGCAUUUGGAAGUAGUAAAGGUCCUCGUGGUUCGUGGUGCCGACGCGGCCUGCAGGGAUGCACAGGGUUAUACCCCACUCCAUGUUGCCGCUGCCGCCGGCCAGGUUGAUGUGCUCAAGUACCUCCUCCAGCUCGGGGCUGAGAUUGACGAGCCGAACGCUUUUGGGAACACAGCGCUGCACAUGGCCUGCUAUGCUGGUCAGGAGGCAGUAGCCAACGUGCUGGUCAACCGGGGGGCCAACGUGAAUCAGCCGAACCUCCGGGGCUGCAGCCCCCUCCACCUGGCUGCUGUUUCCACCAACGGGGCUUUGUGCCUGGAGCUCCUGGUCAACAAUGGAGCUGAUGUCAACAUGCAGAACAAAGAAGGGAAAAGCCCCCUGCACAUGGCAGCCAUUCAUGGACGCUUUACCCGUUCCCAGAUCCUCAUACAGAAUGGUGCGGAGAUUGACUGCGUGGAUAAGUUUGGCAAUACCCCUCUUCACAUUGCUGCUAAGUAUGGCUAUGAGCUGUUGAUUAGCACCCUGAUGACCAACGGUGCCGAUACAGCCCGACAGGGGGUCCGUGGGAUGUUCCCCCUGCACUUGGCCGUCCUCUACGGGUUUUCAGACUGUUGUCGCAAGUUGCUUUCCUCAGGUCAGUUGUACAGCAUUGUGUCGUCUCUGAGCAAUGAUCAGGUGCUGUCAGCCGGAUUCGACAUAAACACCCCAGACAAUCUUGGGAGGACCUGUCUACACGCUGCUGCAUCCGGAGGAAAUGUUGAAUGUCUUAACUUGCUGUUGAGCAGCGGUGCUGACAUGAGUAAGAAGGACAAGUUUGGAAGAACUCCACUGCACUACGCCUCAGCCAACGCAAACUACCAGUGCACAGUGACCCUGGUGACCGCUGGUGCCGAGGUCAACGCGGCCGACAGCAAAGGCUGCACCCCUCUGCACUACUCCGCUGCAUCUCAGACCUUCCGCCGAGUGGACAGACAUUACUCUGGGGAGAAGGAGCACUGUGCGAAGGAGACCUUUUUCUGCUUGGAGUAUUUACUGGACAACGGUGCCGACCCGACACUGCGAAAUAGCAGCGGUUACAGUCCUGUUCACUAUGCAGCUGCCUUCGGCAACAAGCAAAAUAUCGAACUGCUGUUGGAAAUGUCUUUCAACUCUCUGGGAGAUGUGGAGAGCAGCUUUCCUGUUAGUCCUUUGCACUUGGCGGCGUAUAACGGUCACUGUGAAGCGGUGCAUGUGCUGGCGGAGACGCUGGUCAGCCUGGACGGGCGCGAUGCAGCCGGCCGCACUGCGCUCUACCUGGCCGCCCAGAGGGGGCACUGUCGCUGCGUGGAGGUGCUGCUAGCCCACGGAGCCUCCUGCCUCGUCAGGGAUCGCCGCCGCAAGUGGACCCCCCUGCACGCUGCAGCGGCCGGCGGCCACGCCACGUGCCUGAUGCGGCUGCUCAGCAGCCGGGAGAAACCAGACAUGGUGGACGUCACGGACGCCCUGGGACAGACGCCCCUGAUGCUGGCCGUGCUGGGUGGCCACCUCGACUGCGUCUGCCGCCUGCUGGAGAGGGGCGCCCUGCCGGACAUGGCGGACAAGGCCGGCCGGACAGCUCUGCACCGGGGGGCGGCCUUGGGCCGCGGUGACUGUGUAUCGGCCCUGCUGGAGCACGAGGCCUACACCCUGUGCCGGGACGCCCGGGGCCGCCCCCCACUGCACAUGGCUGCCUCCCGCGGCCAUGCAGAAGUCCUGAGCUGCCUGCUGGGGGCUGCUGCCCGCGCUGACCCCCUGGACUGCCUGCUGGACUAUGGGGGCUACAUGCCCUUACACUGGGCCGCGUACCACGGACAUGAAGAUUGUCUGAAAGUUUUACUUGAACGCAACGCAGUCAGCAUCCAGGAGGGGAACUCCUUUACUCCCUUGCACUGUGCCCUGCUAAAUGGCCACGAUGCGGCGGCACGGCUGCUGGUGGAGGCAGUUGGCACAUGGGCUGUGAACGUUCCGGAUGCAGCGGGGAGGACCCCGCUUCACGCCUCCGCCUUUGCAGAGAGCUCGGUGGGGCUGCAGCUGCUCCUGAGCCAUGGUGCCCAGGUUAACGCCGUGGACCGUGUGGGGCGCACAGCCCUGAUGGUGGCGGCGGACAGGGGACACAGUGCGGCCGUGGAGAUCCUAGUGCGGCAGGCAAAGGCUGACCUGAACCUCGCGGACGCAAACGGCAACACAGCCCUGCACCUGGCCUGCGGCAGGGCUCAUGAGAUGUGCGCCCUGCUGAUCCUCUCGGACCUGGAAGACCAGACCCUCAUCAAUGCAGCUAACAGCGCCCUGCAGAUGCCCCUACACAUGGCAGCGCGGAACGGCCUGGCCACCGUGGUGCAGGUGCUGCUGAGCCGAGGGGCAGCCGUGCUGGCAGAGGACAAGGAGGGUCGCACCCCUGCCCUGGCCUGUGCCCCUAACAAAGACGUGGCCAACUGCCUUGCCCUCAUCCUGUCUACCAUGAAGCCUUUCCCCCCCAGAGUGCGUUCGGCCCCCCCACUGGGGGGUGUGAACCUGUUGAAGCACUGCGGCAUCGCAGCAGCCCGUGGCCCCCUGCCCAACGGCGGCCUGAGACACGGCUACAACGGCGGCCGGCGGCGCCGCACCCUGGGGCCUGAUGGCUGCCUCUCUGAGUGAAGCCCCCACCCCCCC
Molecule: messenger RNA, 3414 nt
Organism: Paramormyrops kingsleyae
Lineage: Eukaryota; Metazoa; Chordata; Actinopteri; Osteoglossiformes; Mormyridae
Source: RefSeq, a predicted model, not a curated record